GUCUCCAUCGUCAUCAUCAUCAUCAUCAAGCGCUUGCCGGCGCGCGGUGUGGCGGCGGCGCGGCCGAUCAAACGGUGCGGACUUUGGACACUGCUUUUCCGCCGGCACGCCGGGCACCGCGCUGCCGCAGCCGCUGUCGAGGCGACGAUAGGCAUGAUAGCGCGACUGUUUCUCGCGCCGUGUGGCUGCUCGGAACCGUUCAUCGCUGGAUAGGCGCCGCAUGCACGGGAUACGUCGUCGAUCUGGUCUCUGGGGAAAGUGCCGGUGGAUUUGGCGACUCACUCGAGUCUCGAACCUGCGCUGAUCGUGUGAGACCUAUACCAACUUGGCGCAGCCCAUGUCUGCAUUGCGGCUCCUGCUCCCUGUGCUCGCGGUCCUGGUGUGGCGUUCCUGCUGCGCCCUGGACACGGAGUCCUCGCCCAUCCAGAGCCCUCCGGCACCCGAGAGUCUGCGCUCCAACCCGUGCUCAUCUAGCGGUUCCAGCUGCGGAGAAUGCCUGCGCCAGCCGCAGUGCGCCUGGUGCACCCAACAGGACUUCCCUCGGGGUUUGGAACGAUGUGCCCCUGAGAACCUGCUGGUGGAUAGCGGCUGCAGCCAGGAUGCCAUCGAGAAUCCCCAGUCCAGGAUGAUCCAGGAAACUCCCCUGGACAAGGCAGGUUCCGACGUGCAGCUCCAGCCCGGCAAGGUGCACUUGGCUCUGAGACAAGGAGCUCUGCAGACGUUCACGGUCCGAUACCGCCAAGCGGAUGACUACCCCGUGGACCUGUACUACCUGAUGGACCUCACCCAUUCCAUGAAGGACCACAGGGACAAGGUGGCAGAGCUUGCAGACGACAUGGUGGCCAGUAUGCUCAAUGUUACGCGGAACUUCCGACUGGGAUUCGGCUCGUUCAUCGACAAGGUGGUCAUGCCCUACGUGGACACGACACCGGCAAGGCUUCAGAACCCAUGCCACGACACCCAGUGUGCGCCACCGUACGGUUUUCACCAUCAGCUGCCCCUGACGACAAACAGCAGUCUAUUCACUGAGACCGUUUCUUCGGCAGCGCUCUCUGGAAACCUGGACAACGCGGAGGGCGGCUUCGAUGCCAUCAUGCAGUCUAUCGUCUGCAAGGAGAAAAUCGGCUGGAACGAGCGCUCAAGAAAGAUCCUGCUUUUUGCCACAGACUCCAUCUUUCACGCUGCUGGCGACGGUUUGUUGGGUGGCAUUGUCCGGCGGAACGACGAGGAGUGUCAUCUGGACCAGGAUGGAUUUUACUCGGAGAGCUCUGACCAGGACUACCCGUCGCUGAGCCAGAUCGUGAGCGUGGUGCAGCGCAGCAAGAUCAAUCUCAUUUUCGCGGUCCCCGAAGGCGCUUACGACGUGUACCGACAGCUGAGCGCCUUCAUCGACGGCUCUUCCGUCGGCAAGCUGGUCGGAGACUCGUCCAACAUCGUGCACCUCGUCCGGGACCAGUACUACAAAAUCCGUUCCGAGGUGGUGCUCAAGGACAAUGCGCCGUGGUUUCUCCGCGUAAACUACAGCAGCAAAUGCCUGAGCGGAACUGGAGCCAAGAACAAGCAGCAGACCAAUGCUUGUGGAGGAAUUCGCGUUGGCGACGAGGUGGAGUUCCAGGUGAGUGUGGAGCUCGUCAACUGCCCGGCCGACGCGUCGAGCCACGUGUUCCGCAUCUCCCCGGUCGGCGUCAACGAGUACUUGGAAGUCCAGGUCGAACCCAUCUGCAGCUGCGACUGCGAAGCGCCCCAACGCACGGAGACGAACAGCAGCCGCUGCAAUGUCCGAGGCAGCUCUGCUUGCGGCGUCUGCUCCUGCGACCCCAACUUCUACGGGAAGCAGUGCGAGUGUUUGGACACCGAGUUGCAGCUUCACAAGGCGCUCUGCCAAGCGAGUAACUCCUCUACAGAGCUGUGCUCCAACAGGGGAGAUUGUGUCUGUGGGGAGUGCCAAUGCUACAAUCCCCAAGGUGGAGGCCGGGUUUUCGGCCAGUGGUGCCAGUGCGACUCGUUCUCCUGCGAGCGGGAUGCGGAGUCGCGCGUGUGCGGCGGUCCCGAGCGCGGCCAGUGCUGCGGUGGCGAGUGCCAGUGCAACUCGGGCUGGGGCGGGUCGGCCUGCGACUGCUCCGCGGACACGUCGACCUGCGUCGCCCCCGGAGACCCCGCCGGCCGCAUGUGCGGAGGCCACGGCGACUGCGUAUGCGGGGCGUGCCGCUGCCGCGCCGACGCCGGCGGACGCUACUCGGGGCCCUUCUGCCAGGACUGCGCGGCCUGUGUUGGGAGGUGCUCGGAGUUCCGGAGCUGCGUCCAGUGCACGAUGUUUGGCAGCGGGGAGCAGUCCGAGAAGUGCCGCUCCGAGUGUUCCAAGCUCAACAUCGUUCCGGUGGACAAGGCUGAAGAGGCCGGCCCGGAGGAGCGCAAGUGCAUCUUCAAGGACGUGGACGACUGCUCCUUCUCGUUCGUCUACUACUACGACGAGAACAACGAGCCUGUCAUCGAGGCUCAGAAGACCAAAGAGUGCGGCAAGGAAGCCCUGACCUGGUACAUCGUGGGAGGCGUGGUGGGCGGCAUUGUCAUCUUCGGUCUGCUUGCCGUCUGCAUUGGACGCUUCCUCCUCUACCUCAAGGACAAGUUGGAGUACGAGAAGUUUGUCAAGGAGAGAAAGAACGCAGCUUGGAGACUGGAGAUGAACCCCAUCUUCAAGGAGCCGGUGUCAGAGUACAGGAACCCCAUGUACGAGACCGGCCAGCCGUCCACAGCCGGCCUGAGCAGCAGUCGCAGCUGAUCGCGAUAAAGGGGUAGCCGAGGCCGCCGCCGCAUCGAGUCAACACCGCCUGAAAUAAGCAAAGCCCGUGAACAUAGCAAUUCGACGUCGUCGAAGUGAGAUUGAGAUUCGACACGAGAGCUGCAUCAGCUUUCGGCUGGACUGUGCACCAGUCAAUGCGUAAAAGAACACUUGGGGUCGGGCUCGGGCCCAACGCCGAGUUUUCGCCGUCUAUACAUAAAUAUAGUGUUUAAAAGCAAGCCCGUGUUUGCCCGCGUGUGCGCAGAAGACAGAUUUCGCCGGGUGAAGCAUUUGCGCAUGCGCAGUGGCAUAACGUCAAAGAGUUGAGUUGGUCCAUAGUGUGAUCACGCGACGUCGAGCUGGUGGAGUCUGUUCUCGGGCUUUAAUUAUUUCAGGCGGUGUUGAUCGAGCAGGACGCGGGUGUCUAUAGUUUGCAGUGUUCAUCUCAUACGAGCGAUAGCCUACGUUUUCAAUGUUCCACAUAGUAUUUUUAAGUUCUGGUAACAUUCCGAUUGAGUAUGUGACUGGCCGUUUUACUUUCAGGUCCGUGACAGGGGCUCGUUCUUUCAGGUUUUCGUUGGCUAAACCGUCUGUACACCCAACACCAAGUGCAGUUCGUCAGAAUGCGUCCUUGUCUUUGCUUAGAAAAGUUUAUAGUUUUGUCUUGGAAGAACCCCCAGCUCAUUAAAGUGACUGGAUCUUGGGAAAGUAGUGCCAAGAUCCAUUUUGGUUCGUAGAAAGCUACUUCUCAUUGACCUCGCCAUUCUUGGUGAGCUGAUCCAAAUUCCCGGUGGCAGGUUUCUUUAUACAGAAAUUUCUUGUAUAACGAGAUUUUAUUACCCACACAUCGGAGAAACAGGCGCACAUCUUCGCAACCAUCAUCCACAUGCGGCCUCGGUGCUUGGCGGCGAUGAAAAAUAAUUGCCCUGUCUUGAAAUUAGCAAGAAGAACAAUAUAAUUGUAAGAGAUCCGUGCAUAUAAGUAUGAUUCAUAAGUUCACUGCAUAAAGGGUGCCAAAGAGGCUUAUAUCGAAGAUUUGAAGGGACCGCAAUGGCGAUUGACAUGGCAGUGCAGGCCGACGAGCCAAUCGCCUCGCGAGGUUUCGGUGGUCUGUAUUUUUGUAUACCUGUUAGCGGUUGGCUAGCGCCAGGGGAGGCAAUCGCGCUGCUUUCCCUGUUUCCAGUGACUUUACAUCUCACCAUUGCCCUGGUUACGGGUUACAAAUGAAGUGACGUUGUGUUGAAUCACCCUCGAUGAAUGGUUCAUCCGUUGAUAGUUCUAGUACACCAAAGGUGCACCCAAGUCAUCUUGUCAGCAGUCAUUUUCACUUGGUUUGUCUACGAAACAUCUUCGUCCCGCCGAAACAAUAGGUUUGUGUCAUAAUUUUUCUAGGUGCUGCUGGCUACAGUACGCACAUUUUCUUGCUUUCUCUGACUUACGUUAUUAGUUGGAACUUUGAUGUCUGGUCCUCAUUUGAUUUUUAUUGCGUUCUUAUGGCAUAAUACUUCCGACUGAGAUGAGCUGGUUGUGCGCUUCAGGCUGCUGUUUACACGCGUGAAAUGGCCAGAGCCUUUGGUUGUGUCAGUGGAAAUCCUUAUAAUGGCAUGCUUUUGACCGCUAGGCGGAGUGAAACUGGGGGAGAGAAGGAGACGAGAGCGCGUAGGGACUGUCAGAACGCCGAGCCCUGCUUGAACGGAUAGUGGGUAGACGGAAAGGCUAGCUGCAUUUACGUCUACCCUGCAAGACUGGGUUCUAAAUCUGUCACCGACUAUAAAUGCAUCCACAAGUAAUUAUCAAUCCAUAGAAGGAGGAAAUAUGGGCACAUUCAGAUAUACUAUACGAGUUUAGCCAUUCGUAGCGCAAGUUUUGUGUUAGUAAAGAACUCGCGGCUACUUUCUCGUAGAGCACUCAUGGUAUCAAUAAUUGACAUCUAUUGAAGCGACGCCUGGGACAGACAAAAGAGCGUUCGGGUAAGAGCGUAGUUUGCCCUUCCUCUCUUUUCCAACUGCUUGGGCUACACCAACACUGCCUUGAAGACAAGGCCAUAGUAAUGACAGUUUUGCGUCACCACCGAUGGCCAACGCUGGACACAGACUGGAGACGAGUGCUGCGUCGGCGCUCGGCUUCGAGCCAAGUUUGACGGAACGUUGACGCAAUCCUCGUGUCCGAUCUGUGACCAGCCAUGGCCUUUCCUGAUGACCACAGCUCUAUCAGCAUUAUGGCUUUAUUAUCUAGGAGGCGUUGGCUACACUUUCGCCCUGUACCUUUGGUAAGGGCUGUCACAUGCUUCGCCUCCGUCGCUCUAAUUGGCUCAAGGGAGCGUAUUUCUAGUUCUUUGCCAAAGCAGAGUGUAAAAAAAUAUUGGGUGUCUAAAUUGCCGAGGCUUGAUCUAAAAUGGGCAGUAAAAAUCGGCGCCUGCACGUAUUGAUGUAAACUUUUCGUCAGAGGUGUAUUUCACAGGUGGGGUUUAUCUUGUAAAAUUGCAAGGCGUAGCUCUCUUUCUGUAAAAAAAUAGGGCCUGAAAACUUUCCACAGUCAAUGGUAACGCAGACGACCGAGUCGAAUGGCAGAUGGCACUAACUUGUUCUACCGGCUUGCUUAAAAAAAAAAAUCGAAACUGCCCGCGAUGCCCGUGGUCUAUUAGAAUGAACAUAAUCUUUUUUGUAAAGCACCUUUGGUUUAAAAAUGAAUUCCAACAAUAAUAGCAAAACUCGAAUUAACAAAAAUAGAAGAAAACACGGUCGCAUAACGACGGUGUUCUUUCUGGUGACGGCGUCUGCGUGUCUGCUUUCUUUAGCUGGUCGGCUACACUUUCUGAUGCUACUCUCAACGCCAUCUAUCAAUAUGCGCUCUAAACGCGACCCGCCACUUGACUCUGUUUUUAGCGUGGCAGUCCGCCGUUGACCCUAGCAAACAUUUUGGCCCUAUCUUAUUUUUUUUUUUUUAUGGAAAGGGAGUUACAUCUCACAAUUUUACAGGGUAAAACCCACCUGUGAAAGACAGCUUUGACGAAAUCUUGAAAUCGCUACGUGAGGCGUCCAUUUUUACGGCCCAUUUUAGAUUCAGCCUCGGAAUUUCAGACACCCUAUUAUAUACGUAGCGGCGCUGUGUUCUUACUAUAGUCACCGACAGUUUAAGAAACGCAGGGCGGUGCGAGUCCCGCGCAUCUCAUUAUCGCCCUCCGCAACCAAUGGGAGUGCUGCAUUAGCCGGUAAGGAUGCCAAACAACCAAUCACGAAGCAAGACGUGUUGGUGACUAUACACCAAUUCAAAAGUCUGGUUUCUGAACAGUCGCGCAGUGCCCCAGCGGGGUGUGGGCAAAGCGGGCCCGUUUGCAAACAGUGGUCCAUAUAAACCAUACAUAGCGUACAUUAUUCGCGCGUGCCAGUGCUAACGUGUGUCGUCGUGCUCGCCGGCCACAUCAUUUUUGCUUUUUCGUUUGACGAUGGCGUUUCCAUUUGCGUCAUAAUAACGUUGUGCCAAGACCAAAGUUGGAAACUGUGGUUUGCUUGUCACGUUUUCAUUGCCUCACUGCCUGGUUGUGAAGUGAUGCCCAGAUAGAGGCGACCAGGGACCAUACGUUGAUCGGUGUGAUCGUUCCCUAGACCAGUAGAAAAAUAAAAAAAAAAGUUUCUCAA
Messenger RNA from Ixodes scapularis (black-legged tick), 6417 nucleotides. Its product is annotated as integrin beta-PS. Bases 338 to 2779 code for a protein of 813 amino acids. The record is from RefSeq and is a predicted model, not a curated record. The transcript has 21 exons. Gene Ontology annotation, molecular function: integrin binding. Lineage: Eukaryota; Metazoa; Arthropoda; Arachnida; Ixodida; Ixodidae. Gene Ontology annotation, cellular component: integrin complex; focal adhesion; cell surface. Gene Ontology annotation, biological process: cell migration; cell adhesion mediated by integrin; cell-matrix adhesion.